Messenger RNA from Hyaloscypha bicolor E, 1165 nucleotides. RefSeq names its product PR-1-like protein. The record is from RefSeq and is a predicted model, not a curated record. The coding region runs from base 210 to 1052 and encodes 280 amino acids. The transcript is spliced from 4 exons. Lineage: Eukaryota; Fungi; Ascomycota; Leotiomycetes; Helotiales; Hyaloscyphaceae.
ACUUUCAUGCCAUCAUCACUGUUUGGAUGAUUUUUUGAAUAGAUGGUAUGAUGGAGACUUCAUCUGCUCUCAGCUUCAACAAGACGAGCAAUCUAUAAAGUCCCGUCGAUUUUCCCCAUCUGCUACCAUCCAUCAUCACUCAACCCAAAAACGAAUUCAUAUUACAUCUCUCAAGCUCAACCCCACCAAGACCAAAGCCACAAUUCAAAAUGUCUGACCAAGACAAAGCCCUUGCGCUCCACAACCAAGCCCGCGCCGUCCUCGGCGUCGCCCCACUUCAAUGGGACAGCAACCUGCAAGCUGCAGCCCAAAAUUGGGCGAACCACCUCGCUCAAGUCAACAGCUUGGACCACGACCCCAACGCCGGCGCGGGCGAGAACAUUGCUCUGUUUUCGCCGGCAAGCGAUACGAUUCUGGAAAAUGCAACGGGGCUGUGGUUAGCCGAGAAGGCGGCUUAUAACUAUGGUAUUUUUGAUGGAAGUCAGGCUGAGGUGGCGGGGCAUUACACUCAGUGCGUCUGGGCGAAUACCACGAACGUCGGUAUCGCAGCCGCGACAUCUUCGUCCGGCACCGAGUUCGUCGUCGCACGCUACCUCCCACAAGGUAACAUUAUCGGGCAGUACCCUUACCCGCAAGAAGGCCAACCAUCGCAACAAGGCUUCGAAGGGAUCUUCCUCGUGAACGCAACCAAUUCCUCCGGCGGCCAUAAGUGCGGCGUUGGCUGGUACCGCAAUGCGCUGCAGGCCGAGGGACAUUCGCCUGAUCCGCCGCUUGAAGCUGCAGGUGUGGGGCGUGACUGGAUUCCAUGGGAGGGUAGUGAGCAGAGCGGUAUGUCUUGCUUUUAUUUCCUGACCAACUUUUCGAUUACUGCCAUUUUAUCCCAAUCCUUUUCCGCAUCCAUUCCCAAUCCCUUCCCUUCACUGCCAGACAACCUCUGCAAUACAACAUACACCCUCAUGCAAAAGUAUCUCGCUUCACCCACAGAGCCCCUUGCUGACAAUACUAGUUACAUUCACCGGUGGCAAUGUCUUCGCCUGGAACAUCAACGCUAAUGCGCAGUCCCAGCCAGAUUUUACGAUCGUCGGCACGAGCCAUAAUAACUUCCGGAACUUCGAUGUGUACAAGGAUAAUAAGCGUAUCUUGUACUCCCAGGAUGGGUGGGAUU